Messenger RNA from Diplodia corticola, 303 nucleotides. RefSeq lists its product as uncharacterized. The record is from RefSeq and is a predicted model, not a curated record. Bases 1 to 303 code for a protein of 100 amino acids. The transcript has a single exon. NCBI's taxonomy places the organism in Eukaryota, Fungi, Ascomycota, Dothideomycetes, Botryosphaeriales, Botryosphaeriaceae.
AUGAUCGAUGAAGACGAUAUGACCGACGAAGAAGAUAACGCGACUGAUGAAGAUGACCACAAGAAUAAUGAAGAACACGGCAUGAUUGAUGACGACGACACGACUGAUAGGCGAGACGACGCCACGGCAGGACACCAUGACACCAGUCCAACCGCACCCGGGGAUGAUGAGCCAGGACGGCAAGACGAGAGAAACCGGACACACGAGCCGAUUCAACACGACAGCAUCAACGCCGCUGGCAGAAUGGAAUACAAGACCGCAGCUGCACCACCACCGUCCUCCAGAUCAUCUACACACCCAUAG